AUGAAUAUUGCCAGCAGCAGAACGCCAUCAGGCCCCAAGCCGAAACUGAAACCACACCAGUACGCUACAAAGGGCACAGCGCUCCAAAAGCACGUAUCCUUCUGGGACCGCAACAAAGACGGCAUCAUCUACCCCUGGGAAAGCCAUGCCGGCUUCCGCGCCCUAGGCUUCAACUUCCUCAUCUCGAUCACCUCAGCGCUCGCGUUCCACAUCCUGCACGUCAGCUAUCCAACAUCGCCAUACUGGAUUCCUGACCCUCGCUUCCCCGUGUACCUAGAGAACAUACACUGGGCGAAGCAUGGCAGCGACACCGAAAGCUUCGAUGAAGAGGGGAAUUUCAACGAGGGGAAGUUCGAACACAUCUUCGAGAAGUAUGACAGAGACCAGAAGCAGGGAUUAUACUUCUCAGAGAUCGUGGACAUGUGGCGCGGCAAUAGGAACGUGUUCGAUUUCGUGGGAUGGGCCUUCCAGGUCUUCUUGUGGAGUUAUCUGUGGAUGCUGGCAGCGGACGAGGCGGGCGUGCUGCACAAGUCGGACGUAAGGCGGCAGUACGAUGGAAGUCUAUACUACGAGAUUGAGAGGAGGCGGAAAAUGGGAGAACGCCUGCCAUGGUGGAGAGGCGGCGCUUUGUUUGGUAUUCUCUAG
Coniosporium apollinis CBS 100218 is the source of this 645-nucleotide messenger RNA. RefSeq lists its product as uncharacterized. The coding region runs from base 1 to 645 and encodes 214 amino acids. NCBI's taxonomy places the organism in Eukaryota, Fungi, Ascomycota, Dothideomycetes. Gene Ontology annotation, molecular function: calcium ion binding; monooxygenase activity. The transcript has 2 exons. The record is from RefSeq and is a predicted model, not a curated record.